Molecule: messenger RNA, 1035 nt
Organism: Saccharomyces eubayanus
Lineage: Eukaryota; Fungi; Ascomycota; Saccharomycetes; Saccharomycetales; Saccharomycetaceae
Product: aldose epimerase family protein
Exons: 1
Coding region: 1-1035 (344 amino acids)
Biological process (GO): beta-D-galactose catabolic process via UDP-galactose, Leloir pathway; glucose metabolic process
Molecular function (GO): aldose 1-epimerase activity; carbohydrate binding
Source: RefSeq, a predicted model, not a curated record
AUGACAAAUAGUGACAAUAGUAAUGAAUACGGAGUCAUCACAAUUGGUGAUGCGACUAGGUUCCAAGCCACCAUUGCCAAACUUGGUGCAACUUUGGUUGACUUAAAAGUGAAUAAUCAAUCAGUUGUUUUAGGAUAUUCGGAAGUUCAGGAUUAUUUAUCCGAUGGCAACAUGAUGGGUGCUAUCGUUGGCCGUUAUGCAAAUCGUAUUUCCAAGGGUGUUUUUCAUCUGGAAGAUGGUCCCCACCAGUUGACUGUUAACAACUGUGGUAACACAAAUCACAGCAGUAUUAGUUCCCUCAACCUUAAAAAAUACAAGGCUCUUCCAGUCGAAAACCCCUCCAAGGAUGUUUACACGGCUGAAUUCUCAUUGUUAGAUGACCAUACACAAUCCAAUCCUAAUGAAUUCCCAGGUGAUCUGGAAGUUACAAUAAAGUACACCUUGAAUGUUGUCGAAAUGACUUUGGACAUGGAAUACCGUGCACAACUAGUUCGUGGAGAGGCUACUCCUAUCAAUAUGACCAGCCACACCUACUUCAACUUGAACAAGGCUAAAAGCGACAAGUCUAUCAGUGGUACCGAAGUUAAACUUUGUUCGAACAAGUCAUUAGAAGUCAGCGAAGGAGCAUUGAUUCCGACCGGUAAGAUCAUCGAGAGAAAGAUUGCUACAUUUGAUUCUACAAAACCUACCACUUUGGGCGAUAAUGCUCCAGUUUAUGAUUGUAGUUUUAUUGUUGAUGCAAAUAAAGAUUUGGAAGUCACCGACUCUUUGAGCGUAAAUAAAUUGGUGCCUGUUUUUGAGGCUUAUCAUCCAGAAUCACGCCUCACACUAGAAGUUGCAACAACAGAACCAACUGUUCACUUUUAUACCGGUGAUAGUCUAUGUGGCAAAUUUACUCCUAGAUCAGGAUUUGCCGUUGAACAAGGCAGAUAUGUUGAUGCAAUCAAUCAUGAUGAAUGGAGAGAUUGUGUUCUUUUAAAACGUGGUAAGUUAUACACCUCAAAGACCCAGUACCGUUUUAAGGUACAGAUGUGA